Molecule: messenger RNA, 3659 nt
Organism: Passer montanus (Eurasian tree sparrow)
Lineage: Eukaryota; Metazoa; Chordata; Aves; Passeriformes; Passeridae
Gene: HPDL
Product: 4-hydroxyphenylpyruvate dioxygenase like
Exons: 2
Coding region: 805-2073 (422 amino acids)
Biological process (GO): aromatic amino acid metabolic process
Molecular function (GO): 4-hydroxyphenylpyruvate dioxygenase activity
Source: RefSeq, a predicted model, not a curated record
CGGGUGAAAGGGAAUAUUUCAGCAGGUGUGGGGCCUCCAGCCCACUGCACACCCGUGAGGACUGGCCAGAGCGGCUCGUGCAUGCCAUGGGGUCUGGAAGCCUCAGUGGGUGCUCUGGAGAGGGGAUUCCGAUGAGGGUUUGGGCAGAUCUUUUUCCCCCUUGAGCAUCACAGGUAUUUGGAUGGGUGGGGAGGAAAGUCACUUUCCCGAAGUGUCCCUCCUCUGUUCCCCUAGGGCGAGGUCAUUGUUCCCAGACUGUUGCGGAGAGCAUGGUGGCUCCGCGCUGUCCUUGUUGGGAUGGGGAAGGGCACAUGAGCCUGUCAUGACCCCACUGCUCCCCUCCACUGGUGGGACACACCUGACAGGCACUGGGGCAGCACAGGAGCGUUUUAGUUGUAACCAGUGUGUUGCUCCAUGUUUACCAGUCCAUGUUCCUGGUACAGGACAUUCCCACCAUAACCCUUGUCCCCAUAAUCUUGAUUACAUGUGCAGCACACCUCCUCCACUGGGAAUCCCCGCUGACCUCCCUGUGGCACUCCCAAAGGACAUAUUGCUCCAGAGGGGAGCUGCAGGGCUGCAUCCAGGGCUUGGGGCUUUCCUGCUCUGGAACCUCAAGCAUGGGGCAGGGCAGCAGAGUGGAAGGUUGGCAGGAAGGCUUGGCAUCCUUGGGCAGCUCUUUGUAGCUGGUCCCGAAGGUGGGUGCCCUUUCACAGUGCAAACUGGCUCCUGAGACCCACUUAUUUAAAAUCACACAUUGGAAAGGUGUGAGUUUGCACACACACGCAUCUGUGCUUGCAAACACAGAUGGGCUCUGUGCAAGGUGGGGGGAAUGGCUUUUCGCCAGGGCCAGCAGCCCCCCUGACCCCCUGCGUCCUCCCCGCAGCCUGCCCAGCCAUGGCAGCCUCGCUGAGCCGCCCCUGCUUCAUCUCCCUCCACCUGCCCUACCGGCAGGGCUGGGGCCAGCACCUGGCCAACACCUUUCGCUUCCAGCCAGUGGCCGUGCGGGAGACGCCGCGUGUCCGGCAGCUGGCCUUGCGACGGGAAUCUGCCAUCUUCCUCGUCAACGAGCGCCUGGCGCCUGCUGGCACCUCAUCCCGCGACUUCCUCUACGACGUAGAUCCCCAGCCCACCCUGGGCACGGCCUCCAACGUCUGCUUCGAGGUGGAUGAUGUGCCGGGGCUCUGCAAGCGGCUGCAGAGCCAGGGGUGCUCCUUGCUGGUGCCCCCCACUGAGCUGAGUGAUGACGCCGGUUCUGUCACCUACGGCGUGGUGAGCUCUGUCGUGGGCAACAUCAGCCACACCCUUUUGGACCGAUCCUGUUACCGGGGACUCUUCCUGCCUGGCUUCCAGCCCAUCCAAGGAGCCCCCUCAGCCACAGGGGAUGGGAUCAAGAUCACUCACUUUGACCACAUCACGUACGUCUGCCCCCGGGGCGGGGCCCGGGCGGCUCUGGACUGGUACCAGCGCUGCUUCGGCUUCCACCGCUUCCUGCUGAACCCCCGGGAGAGGCCGGCUGAGGGGUAUGUGCUGGGGGGGCAGGGGGUGGGCAUGCUGCUCCUCGCACUGCAGGGCGCCCAGGGCACCCCAGCCCACGGCUGCAAACUGGUCUUUGCAGAGUCCCUCUCCCAGAACGGCACCAACCAGGUUGACACGUUCCUGGAGCAGCACGGUGGGGCUGGGAUCCAGCAUGUUGGCCUCUGCACCACUGACAUUGUCGGCACGACCAGGGCUCUGCAGCAGCGAGGGGCACGGUUCUUCACACCCCCCACCACGUAUUACAGCCAGGGGGGCAAAGCAGAGGAGAUCCGAGGAGCUGGGCAGGACCCCCACAAGCUGGCAGAGCUUGGCAUCCUCCUGGACACUACAGUGCAUGGGGACAAGGGCCAGCCAGGCUCUGAUGCCACAGAGAGCCCCUCUCGGGAAUAUUUGAUGCAGAUCUUCACCCAUCCCAUCUUCUCCGAGGAGACCUUCUUCCUGGAGCUCAUUGACCGUCGGGGAGCGCCCGGCUUCGGGGAAGGCAAUAUCCGGGCGCUGUGGAAAGCCGUGCAGGUCUACAUGGACCAGCAGCACUAGUGCAACGCUGCAGUCCUCCUCCCUCAGCUCCCCAUCUUCUCCAGUCCAGCCCCGGGGCAAGGACCGUAGAGAUCCCAUCCCUGGCAUGGCCCAGGUGAGCAGGGACCAAGGGAUGGCUCCAGAUCAAUCCAGAGCCACCUCAGUGUGGGAGCAAGAUGCUCAGGGCUGAGUCCAGCAGGGGUGUGAGCAUGCCCCAGGAUGGGUGGGAUUGCUCCCCAGCCCUGGGUUCCCAGUAAUUUAUCAACCACAUGUAAGGAACUUUCUGCCUUAGUUUCAGCUUAAUUUAUUGAGACUUGAGCCUGGAGCAUGGCCAAGAGUGUGCUGGCACAGAAACACCCCCAGACACAGAGAGAUGAGGGGCUGCCUGAGGGGAGUGCAUAAUCCAGAGGCCAUGGAUUAUGGCCACUUACUGGCAUUACCACCCACAGCAUGACUAGCCCUGCAGGGCGAGUCGUGGCCUCUUCCUCCUCUCAAUUAAAGAAUUAACUUACAGGCACUGCUUUGGGUAUUCAGUCCUCCUGUUUAAGAUGUGCUGAGUGCCAGGUGAGGAUGAAAUGGCCAUUUCCAUCACUCAAACUGGGUGUAUCACUAAAAUUGAGAUCACUGCACCUCGCACCCCGCCAGGACUGUCCCCUGUCCCUGCCAGCCCCCAGCACUGUGCAUUUGCAAGGGUGCACCACACUCAGCAUGAAGAGUGCUGAACAGCCCAAUAAAAAAAUUAUAAAAGUAGGAUGAAACCCUAGAAAAAGCCCUGGGGGCAGUUGUUCAGCCCCAGGGAGGAGCAGCCCGUGGACAGGAGCAGCACAGCCUUGGGGGCUGAUAUCUGCCCUUGCAGGGGUGUUCUGGUGCUUUAUUUGGGGUCAGUUAAUGCAGUUAAUGCUCAGCCAAGGGGCUCUGGGUGCAUUAAUGAAGAAAUCCCUGCUCUCCCCAGCCCAGAUCUAAGGGUCUUGUUGGCUGUCUUCACAUUGUACCACAGGCGGCCCAACACCCCCAGCUUAGCACAGUGCAACAUAGGCAGUCACUUAAAAAACCCCACAAACUUAAGAUUUAUUUUCAGGUCCAGUAAAAACAAGGGAGGGUACAGCAGCAUCCCCAGUCACUGGCUGGGGCAUGAGAUGCAGGCAGGGGACAGGGCUGCAGGAGCCAUGUGGCUCCCACUGCUGCAGAGAAACCCCUGCUGCCCUGAGUCCCCAGUGCCAAAGUGGUGACAGUAUGGGGCUGAGUAGCCCCAGGAGGGCUCCAGCCAAGGAGGGAUGGCAAGUCUGGCUCCAGAAUUACAUCAGGACCAGUGGCCACAUCCAGGCACAACCACAGGGGAGGCAGGGGAAAGGAAGAGUGAGACCAUUGUAGUGCCAUGUCCUGGGCUUGCUACAGCACAGGGACAGCACUGCCAGGCCCCGGGCAGGACUGAGCCCAGCGAGGGGCUCUGGUGUCUCACACAAGGAAGGUCAGUGCCUCAUGGGCCCGUCGGGGCCCGGAGAAAGGCGUGGAUGGAGAGCUGUGUCCCAGGGCAGGGGCUGCCUGCUCCCUGUGCCUUUGCCCCCCGCUUCCGCUUGGAGCCCUGCAGGAGACACAGCAGGGCUCAA